CAGCUGGCAGGGAGGAGGGAGGACUGCAGCACAGGAAGUGCAGCAGGACGCCACGAACAACAGGAAUCACGACAUGACUUCUCCCGGAGCCGCCAGUUAAACCAGCGCAGGAAUCCCACCCUGACGGUCGGAAAGAUGGGGGGCUCUCAGAGCGUCCAGAUCCCGGGUGGAGGAUCCGAAGGUUACCACGUCCUCCGGGUGCAAGAACAUUCCCCGGGUUAUCACGCAGGACUGGAGCCAUUCUUUGAUUUUAUCAUCUCAGUUUGUGACACUAGACUGUAUCCUCUUCAACAGAACAGGGACAACGACACCCUGAAAGAGCUGCUGAAAAUGAAUGCGGAGAGGCCUGUAAAGAUGAUGCUGUACAACAGCAAGACGCAAACUGUGAGGGAGACGACCAUCACACCUAGUAACACAUGGGGCGGCCAGGGCCUUCUGGGACUUAGCAUUCGCUUCUGCAGCUUUGAAAGAGCCAAUCAAAAUGUUUGGCAUGUCUUGGAGGUGGAGCCAAACUCUCCUGCAGGCCUAGCUGAUUUGAGGCCUUUCAUUGACUAUAUAAUCGGAGCAGACACAGCCAUGCGUGAGAGUGAAGACCUGUUCUCCGUCGUUGAAGCGCAUGAAGGGAAGGAGCUGAAGCUGUACGUUUACAACACAGACGCAGACAACUGCCGCGAGGUGGUCAUCACCCCAAACUCUGCCUGGGGUGGAGAGGGCAGUCUCGGAUGUAAGAUUGGGUUUGGAUACCUGCACAGGAUACCUACGCUUAAAGACGCAAAUAACUCCUUUUCGCCUGCCCAAAAUCAUAAUGAAGCACCUUGUACACCUAAAGAUGGUUAUACAGAGGUCCAACUCUCUGCUGUCAUUCCAACCGUUCCAGUUGUUGUCUCAUCUUCUGCUCCAACCGGAUUAGAGCAGCCUCGCAGCAGUUUAUCAGUCAGCUCUGAGCCAACAGCUGUACUGAUUAACCCACCGACAGGAAUCCCCAUCAUCCCACCGCCCAACCAUGUAACCCCCACACAGACUUUCCCUCUGCCUGUCAAUGGUGCUGCAACACAACCAGGGUUGAUAUCCCUUCCUGGAGGUCUUCCAGCCUUUUCUAAUUUCCCAAACCUAAAUGCUACCUUGCCAGAUGUGGGUCUUGUUCUGCCGCCUGGACUCGGGAUACAGCAUGAAGGUCUUCCUCCUCUCAACCAGCCAGGCCCAGUUUCCAGUGUUACUCCUCCUCCUCCUGCUGACUUCAUCUAUCCACCAGUCGCUGUUAAUUCACACACCACCAUUUAUCCCUCUUCCACUAUCCAUAUGAACAGUUCACUGACCAAAGUCCCCAACAAUUCAUCAGCUCCCAAGUCUGGAUCAUUGAAUUUCACAGUGACUGUGGACUCCUCUUAGCACAGAGCAACGCGUAAAUAUGACACCUUGCCUUCAAGUCCUUCCACAACAUAAGCAGUGGCUGCACCACUCAGCUGACAACGAUCUGAACUUCGUUCAGAUACGAGCUCCUGGAGGUUGCUGAAGAUACCCAACUGGAGUGAGAUCUUUCAGCUGAAGUAAAACGUUUUUGCAAAACCGAAUUAAAACAACUUGAUGUUGGUACUAUGCAUUUUCACUUUUCUCAAAAACCAAUAAUAAAAUGUGGAAUAUUUGAGUGCAGAUGUUAAUAUCAUUUCAUUUUAGUGGUUAGGCUACUGAAAAGUAUCAAGAGGAGGCUGCUGAGGAUUUGUCAGGUUUGUUUGCACUGUAAAACCAUCUUUGAUUGCAAAGAACAUAUUAAAGUUGGAUAUAAUCUUGA
This is a messenger RNA of Girardinichthys multiradiatus, 1789 nucleotides long. Its product is annotated as Golgi reassembly-stacking protein 2-like. Gene Ontology annotation, cellular component: Golgi apparatus. The transcript has 10 exons. The coding region runs from base 136 to 1389 and encodes 417 amino acids. Gene Ontology annotation, molecular function: protein binding. Lineage: Eukaryota; Metazoa; Chordata; Actinopteri; Cyprinodontiformes; Goodeidae. Gene Ontology annotation, biological process: Golgi organization. The record is from RefSeq and is a predicted model, not a curated record.